Messenger RNA from Salpingoeca rosetta, 2637 nucleotides. RefSeq lists its product as uncharacterized. The transcript is spliced from 11 exons. Gene Ontology annotation, biological process: regulation of transcription by RNA polymerase II. Gene Ontology annotation, molecular function: metal ion binding; transcription cis-regulatory region binding; protein binding. Lineage: Eukaryota; Choanoflagellata; Craspedida; Salpingoecidae. The record is from RefSeq and is a predicted model, not a curated record. The coding region runs from base 1 to 2637 and encodes 878 amino acids. Gene Ontology annotation, cellular component: nucleus.
AUGGCCAACAAGCCCGCCACCAACAACAACCCGUGGAACAACAUGACACGGACGACCUCGCAGCCAACGCUCUCCACAACGUGGAGUUGCACGCACUGCAGCUCCAUCAACACAAUCAACGGCCCGGCUGGCAUGGCAAGCGCCAACAAAGUCUGCGCCAAGUGUGACAAACCGCCGGCGUACCAACUCCAGCGGUCCACGUCACCUGCCUCCUCCAACUCGACCACAUCUACCUCUUCGUCUCCCAACGCUCAGCCAGGCCCUGGCCUUCUGCAGCACAACCUCCCACAGCGGCGGCAGCAGCAGCAACAGCAACAACAACCGCCGCCGCAACAGCAGCAACAGCAGCAACAACAACAACAGCAGCAGCAGCAGCAGCAGCAGCAACAACAAGCUCAACAGCUGUCGCAGAACCAGCAUCCGCACGGAAACCGUCAGGGCCAAGCUGGCAACCAUCGACAAGGCCGUGCAGGCUUCAACCAGACCCAGCCUCGCACCGGCAAUGGCAGACGUCAAACAGGCCUCGAUCGACACACAAGUCGCCAGGGCUCGCGUCACAGCCAUUUCAACAACGGCGAUGGUCGAACGCGGCAAGCAGGCAUGCGUGGCAAUGCUCGCAGGGGCUACACCAACUCCGGCACCUCUGGAAACCGAGGGUCCAGGGACCACCAGCGACCUGGCCGCCGCCGUCACGGCAACGGAAGCCCCACCAACGCCGAUGGGCACCUUGUCAUGCAGACCAUGUGCCACCGCUGCUUCGACGGUAGCCCCAGAGUCAUCCUCGAGCUCAAGGGCGACGCCAUCUGCGAGAUUCAUGGCGACUGCAAGCGCGACUACGUCCACUACCCGACGGGUCUCAAGCGACGCCAAUGGCGUGAUGUUCGCCCCCCACCGGCAAACUAUCCGUACAAUCAAUACACUUUCUGUGCGCAUCUUGCAGCAGACUGUCCUCGAGGACGUGCCUGCCCUUUUGCGCAUGGUGACCCAUCGGAGGCCGAGUUGCUCACCUGGUUCGCGACACAGCCCAUUCCUCAAGACAGCAAGCUUCCAGCCCCACCGAGCGCGAAGGAGAAGCAGAGGGAAUGGGAUUUCGUCCGCUUGCUUCGGCUCAACUUGCGCCACUGGCUACAGAACAGCGGCUGCCGUAUGAAGCUCGAGGCCCUGCUGGAGAAGAUGCCGCCAAUGACGGCCUGCAUCACGGAUAUCACAAAGGAGGCGUUCCUCAACGCGUACCCGGAAUUCAAGAUUGUCGGCGAAGGAAGCGAAGCUGUGGUGCAGCUUAUCAUCACCGAGAGCGACCGCAACCGCCAGAUCCAGCGCGUGUGCUCUCGCUGCUACCCUACGGGCCAUGCCGUCGAGAAGACCAGGGAGGUGAAGGCAGAGCAUGCUGGAUCCACGCAUCCCAUUUGUGUCUGCGACAGAUGUGGUUGUGUCUGGGAGAGCAUGUGUGUGGUCCGCAACAGUGACACCGGGCGUUUUGUCAUCGUUCAUGACAAGCCGGCCCUUGAAGGCCGCUUUGCCAAGCUGUGUCCGCUGAGAGGAAAGUGUUCGGAUCAGGCUUGCACCUGUGCGCACUCCGAAGACGAGCUCGCCAUCUGGAAAGACCUCAUUCUCUUUGAGAUCCUCUCAGAAGAAGGUGAGGUGGCCUUGUGCAGCACCUGCGAGGAGCUGAUGGCACCUGAAGCCCUGACAGAGCAUGAGAAGUCCGAGGCGCACGUGAAGAAGGUCGAGGCGUGGCAGUCGUAUACGACCGGUUACGAGUGUCGCACGCCGCCGACCGGCAUCCACAGCAACUACAACAUCCGAAUGUGCUUCCGCCUCGACAAGUGCUCUCGUCUGCCAGACGAGUGCACUCACGCUCACAGCCACGAUGAGGCCCUGGAGUGGGAGCAUCGCCGACAACUUGCCCGCUUGGACAAGAGGCAAAUGGCGACGCAGCACCCGACCUACUCAUGGAAGGACGGUCGUCGGCCUUCAGGCAGCAUCAUCGCGGCUGUCGCUGCCAUGUUCCUCUGCUGCAAGAUGGGGCAUCCAAACAAGGCAUUCCAGCUUCUCAGGGGCACUGCCAUCGACUUCUUCAGCGGUGUCAGGAACAAGUUUGACGACCCUCUCCUCGUCUACACCGUGAAGCACGUGAACAAAGAUGCGCCCCAGAAGUGGGAGACAAUCCUCAAGCUGCUCCUUGGAGAACGCCCUCCCAUGCGUGAUCGUGACACUGCCGUUCGCAAAGGCGGCAAAACCGGCAAAGCUGGCCGCUCCAAGGCCCACUCCGAAGAUGUUCUGCGCGAAGGCAGUGUUGCAACGCCGCCCAGGCAUCCUUGCCGCCCGGUUCUCGCGGGUGAGGACUUGAACACGCGCGACAAGCAAGGAAACACCGCUCUGCUGGUUGCCGCCAAGGAGGACCUCACAACCAUCGUCAUCAGCUUGCUGGCACGUGCUGACGUGGACGUGAACAUGGUCAACGACCAAGGCGAGACGCCUCUGUACUGGGCCCUGAAGCUCAACAACGCCCGCGCCACCGAGCGUCUACUUCAGGCGGGUGCCAAUGGCAGCAUUGAGACAAGCAUGGGCGACUCUCCUGCUCAGCUCGCGGCACAGCACCCCGAAAACCAAGCCUCGGUUGUGUUUUACAAGUGA